Messenger RNA from Penicillium cinerascens, 1551 nucleotides. RefSeq names its product PEX28-32 family peroxisomal membrane protein. NCBI's taxonomy places the organism in Eukaryota, Fungi, Ascomycota, Eurotiomycetes, Eurotiales, Aspergillaceae. Bases 1 to 1551 code for a protein of 516 amino acids. Gene Ontology annotation, cellular component: peroxisomal membrane. The transcript has 2 exons. Gene Ontology annotation, biological process: peroxisome organization. The record is from RefSeq and is a predicted model, not a curated record.
AUGCAUCGGUUCCCCGUCCUCGACUUCCCUCUUUCUUCCUUGUUCUACUCUUCUAGUGCUACUGCCGAGCCAUGCCAGUAUCCUUCCAGUAUGGAUGAAUACACCCCGGAAGCACUGGUGAACCGCGACGAGCCUAUUCCCGUUUUGAAUAUCUCCUCUAAACCGAGGCGCAUGGGCAAAGGCUCCCCGGACAGUGCCCACUCGCGCUCAUCUUCGCAGUCCAAGAAUUCGAUCCAAGACCGAUUGCUGACCAAAAUCGGAGUGGUCUUUCUGUUCCAGAACCGGGUCGAGCGCCUGUUAGGCUGGCGGAACCCGACUCAUACCCUUUCUUUUCUCUUUGUAUACUCCUUCAUCUGCUUGGACCCGCACCUGCUGGUGGUCUUGCCUCUGGUGGUUCUCUUACUCUUUAUCAUGGUGCCGGCAUUUAUCACUCGCCACCCUCCACCACCUUCGACCUCCACCUCCAGCAUUAUUCCCUAUUACUCCUAUGAAGGACCGGCACUAGCGCCGGCAAGCACCAUUAAGCCGGCCUCUGAAACCUCCAAGGACUUCUUCCGAAACAUGCGAGACCUACAGAAUUGCAUGGCCGAUUUCUCAGAUGUCCACGACGCAGCCAUCUCCGUGUUUGCGCCGUUGACUAACUUUUCCAAUGAGAAGCUGUCUUCGGCUCUCUUUUUAGGCUGCACUGUUGCCGCUGCGGCUCUCUUCCUGUCAGCACAUCUCUUACCGCUGAGGCUGAUUAUGCUUGUUGGAGGCAAUGUAGCGAUCUUGUCGAACAACCCGAAAUUCCGGCUCUUCUUCCAAACCCUGAUUCAAGAUGUCGGAGGUGAAGAUUUGGAUCCUCCAGGAGACCAAGAUGUAUUCAGCACUGCUCUCCCAAAAGAUCCAUCCGCGGCUAUGUCUGCAUUGGAAAAUCUGACAGACAUCUCGCUGGACACCGAUCCCGAGGAGCGCGAGGUGGAGAUAUUUGAGGUCCAGCACCGUGCACCGGGAACAUCAGAGUCUGGAUGGGAGAAUUUCCUUUUCAGCCCUCAACCAUACGAUCCGCUAUCUCCGUCCCGUAUUGCUGGAGACCGACCCCGCGGGUGUCGCUUUUUUGAUGACGUUCGGGCUCCAUCUGGCUGGAAAUGGAAGAGCAAGAAGUGGGAACUUGAUUUGGAUUGCCGGGAGUGGGUGGUUGAGCGCAUGAUCACCGGUGUUGGCUUUGAAGUUCCAGGUGUUUCUCCAGAAGGCAAUGCUAUUGUCGACGAAGUUGGCGGUUGGGUCUGGGACCUCCCUUCCGAAUCCGCCUCGACACAAGAAGAAAGUGAGGAGAUUACCACAAUGGCAUACGGUGACUUGGAACCAGAGCCAAAUCCCUCGUCCAAGAAUAAGGGCAGCGCACCAUCGAAAGACAGACGUCAGGCCAAGUCUGCCCAGGAUUGGGAGGAAGCAGGGAGUGCUUCGUACGGAGUUGGAGAAUGGCGACGUCGUCGGUGGGUGCGAAUUGUGCAGCGUGUGAAUCUCCCACCAGCUGGAAUCGUCACAUACUCGACUCUCGGCACCAAUUGA